Molecule: messenger RNA, 889 nt
Organism: Eptesicus fuscus (big brown bat)
Lineage: Eukaryota; Metazoa; Chordata; Mammalia; Chiroptera; Vespertilionidae
Gene: GPHA2
Product: glycoprotein hormone subunit alpha 2
Exons: 5
Coding region: 314-703 (129 amino acids)
Biological process (GO): cell surface receptor signaling pathway
Cellular component (GO): extracellular region
Molecular function (GO): hormone receptor binding; hormone activity
Source: RefSeq, a predicted model, not a curated record
CUCACAAAGCUGCCGGUAGGCACAGCUCCGGAAUCUGGAGACCUGAGUGCCUCUGACUGACUAGCUUACAGUGAAGCCUUGGCAAAGUCGCUUUCUCUCUGGUUCUUAUUUUCUCAUCUGGAAAAUGAAGAGGUGGGAUCGCUGAGGCCUGUGCCCUGAGGCUGGGCAGCAGGCCUGAAAGCCGAUCUCCAAGAAGGCGUGGCUCCCUAAUGCUGGCAAAUAAAAGUCUGGAGAACCAGCAAGUCUGAAGACCAGCAGCCGGCUGCUCAAGGAGCCACUCAGCAAGCCACUCAGUUCCUGGGCCUUGGAAGUGAUGCCCAUGGCGUCCCCCCAAACCCUGCUCUUCUGCCUGCUGUUCCUGGUGAUCACUGAAGGCUGGGCUCAGCAGGCGGCCAUCCCAGGCUGCCACCUGCACCCCUUCAAUGUGACAGUGCGCAGUGACCGCCAAGGCACCUGCCAGGGCUCCCAUGUGGCACAGGCUUGUGUGGGCCACUGCGAAUCUAGCGCCUUCCCUUCCCGGUACUCGGUGCUGGUGGCCAGUGGCUAUCGACACAACGUCACCUCCAUCUCUCAAUGCUGCACCAUCAUUGGCCUGAGGAAGGUGAAGGUGCAGCUGCAGUGUGGGGGGGGCCGGAGGGAGGAGCUGGAGAUCUUCACGGCCAGAGCCUGCCAGUGUGACAUGUGUCGCCUCUCACGCUACUAGCCCACCCUGUCCCCACUUCCCUCCCCUUGGUCAGAGGGACGAGGUGGAGUACACCUGUAUAUCCUGAGCAUCACUGCGGACAGCAGCUUCAACCCCCUGAAAAGAGGGGAGUCUCUGCCUGCCUCUGCCACCUCCUUACCAGUGUUUCAUCAUUUCACUUCCCUCUUUGGCCAUAUCCCUUAAUAA